Jatropha curcas is the source of this 4663-nucleotide messenger RNA. Its product is annotated as protein TOPLESS-RELATED PROTEIN 2. Gene Ontology annotation, molecular function: protein binding. Lineage: Eukaryota; Viridiplantae; Streptophyta; Magnoliopsida; Malpighiales; Euphorbiaceae. Gene Ontology annotation, biological process: regulation of DNA-templated transcription. The record is from RefSeq and is a predicted model, not a curated record.
GUCCUAGAGAGAGAAAAAGUAUGCAUAUAAAAGAUUAGAGGGACUGAGGGAGAGAGGCAAAAACAAGAAAACAAAACAAAGUAUAUAUCAAGAGUUAAGAGAGAGAGAGAGAGAGAGAGAGAGAGAGAGAGAGAGGGUUGUUGCCGAGUUAGCUGCAAGUAGCUUAAAGAAAACAAGAAAGAACGAAGAAAAAACCCUAACCCUAAAGAAAUGGUUCAUUUUGCUGCUCUGUGCUGUGAUGACCUGUAAGGCUUGUAUUUUUCAUCUUUAUCUUCACAAGUGAAACUAAUGCAAGUGAAGUUCACAUUUUUGUAGUAAUUUGUUGUGAAAUCAAGCCCUUUAUAAGCUGCUUUCUGGUGAUUGAUGUUUUGUUGCAUAGCUUGAGCUCUUUUACUUUGCUGGAAUUUUUGGUACCAGAAGCUAAGAAUUAGGGUUUAAUUGGGGGUUUUAUUUGAAGUGGGUUGCUCAGAUAGAGGUUGUGGCGUUUCUUUUUUGUCCCUUUUUUUGAGUCUCCUCCACUUGUUUGGCUUUUUGGUAAACCGGGUCUGUUUUAUUUUGGUGAAGAAAUUAAUUUUCUUAAGGUGAAAUUCGUAUAUGUACUUGGUGUUUGAUGUGCGAUCAAAAGGAACUUUUAUUAGCAGAAUUGGUCUAUAGAGAAGGCAGUUUCUGUGUUCUUUAUUGCUCAUCGAAUUGUGGAGUGUUUGGGGCUUGAAAAAGCUUUCAAAGGAAACUUGUGUUGGCUACCGAGAAUUGAGUGUCUCUGCUGUAAUUUUGGACUGUUGCACUGGAGCGUUUAGGGGUACCGGGGACAAUGUCUUCGUUGAGUAGGGAGUUGGUGUUUUUAAUAUUACAGUUCUUGGAUGAGGAGAAGUUCAAGGAAACAGUUCACAAGUUAGAGCAAGAGUCUGGUUUUUUCUUCAAUAUGAAACAUUUUGAGGAUCAAGUCCAGGCCGGCGAAUGGGACGAGGUUGAGCGAUAUUUGUGCGGGUUCACAAAGGUUGAAGAUAAUCGCUACUCUAUGAAGAUUUUCUUUGAAAUUAGGAAGCAGAAAUAUUUGGAAGCUCUUGACAAACAGGAUCGGGCUAAGGCUGUUGAGAUUCUCGUUAAGGACCUUAAGGUUUUUGCUUCCUUCAAUGAAGACCUAUUCAAGGAGAUAACUCAGUUGCUUACUCUUGACAAUUUUAGGCAAAAUGAGCAGCUUUCAAAAUAUGGGGACACAAAAUCAGCUCGUAACAUCAUGCUUGUGGAACUUAAGAAGCUUAUUGAAGCAAACCCAUUGUUUCGAGACAAGCUUACAUUCCCCGCCUUCAAAAGCUCACGACUUCGAACUUUAAUAAACCAGAGUCUAAAUUGGCAGCAUCAGCUUUGCAAGAAUCCUCGCCCAAAUCCUGAUAUUAAAACACUCUUCACAGAUCAUGCUUGUACUCCUACUACUGCUAAUGGAGCUCGCCCUCCUCCUCCCACAAAUAGUCCCAUUGUUGGACCAAUUCCCAAGGCUGGUGUAUUUCCUCCCAUUGGUGCCCACGGUCCAUUUCAGCCAGUUGUUUCCCCUUCUUCUGGUGCUAUUGCUGGAUGGAUGUCGAGCAAUAAUCCUUCUUUGCCUCACCCUGCUGUGGCAGCAGGGCCUCCUGGUCUCAUGCAGCCUUCUAGUGCAGCUGCCUUCUUGAAACAUCCAAGAACGCCCACAGGCAUGACUGGGAUUGAUUAUCAGUCAGCUGACUCAGAGCACUUGAUGAAGCGUAUGCGCACUGGUCAAUCUGAUGAGGUGUCAUUUUCUGGUGUAGCACAUACUCCCAAUGUCUAUUCACAGGAUGAUCUUCCCAAAACUGUCGUACGAUCCCUUAAUCAAGGAUCUAAUGUUAUGAGCAUGGACUUCCAUCCGCAGCAGCAAACAAUCUUGCUAGUUGGGACAAAUGUUGGUGACAUUAGCCUUUGGGAAGUUGGCUCCCGGGAUAGGUUGGCACAUAAACCCUUCAAAGUGUGGGACCUCUCAGCUGCUUCAAUGCCACUGCAGCAGACAGCUUUAUUGAAUGAUGCUGCAAUAUCAGUGAAUCGAUGUGUCUGGGGGCCAGAUGGACUUAUGCUUGGGGUUGCAUUUUCAAAACAUAUUGUGCAGAUCUAUACUUACAAUCCAACUGGAGAACUAAGACAGCAUUUGGAGAUUGAUGCCCAUACCGGCGGUGUUAAUGACAUUGCCUUUGCUCAUCCCAACAAGCAACUAUGCAUUGUCACAUGUGGCGAUGACAAGACGAUUAAGGUUUGGGAAGCUGUAGCUGGACAUAAACAAUAUACAUUUGAAGGUCAUGAAGCUCCUGUAUAUUCUGUUUGCCCUCAUUAUAAAGAAAGUAUCCAGUUUAUCUUUUCUACAGCAAUUGAUGGGAAGAUUAAAGCUUGGCUAUAUGAUUCUUUGGGAUCUAGAGUGGACUAUGAUGCUCCUGGACUUUGGUGCACCAUGAUGGCAUAUAGUGCGGAUGGUACUAGGCUUUUUUCAUGUGGAACAAGUAAAGAAGGUGAAUCUCAUCUGGUCGAGUGGAAUGAGAGUGAAGGAACCAUCAAAAGGACGUAUUCUGGCUUCAGGAAGCGUUCUUCAGGUGUUGUUCAGUUUGACACAACAAGGAGCCGCUUCCUAGCUGCUGGUGAUGAAUUUCAGAUUAAGUUUUGGGAUAUGGAUAAUACGAACAUGUUGACAGCAGUUGAUGCGGAUGGAGGCUUGCCUGCAAGUCCUAGACUGAGAUUCAACAGGGAAGGUUCCUUAUUGGCAGUCACAACUAGUGAUAAUGGUAUCAAAGUUUUAGCUAAUAGUGAUGGAUUGCGCAUGAUAAGGAUGUUGGAGAGCAGGGCUAUUGAUAAAAACCGAAGCCCAUCUGAACCCAUCAACUCUAAGCCUCUGAUCGUUAAUCCACUAGGGCCUGUGGCAAAUGUUUCUUCUGGCAUUGCUCCUGCACUGGAACGUUCAGAUAGAAUCCCCCCUGCUGUGUCCAUUGGCAGUCUUGGUACAAUGGACAGCAGUAGGCUUGUUGAUGUUAAACCACGGAUUUCAGAUGAAUUAGAAAAGAUUAAAAGCUGGAAAAUUCCUGAUAUCGUUGAUUCAUCUCAAUUGAAAGCUCUGCGUUUGCCCGACACUAUUGCAAAUGGCAAGGUUGUGCGGCUGAUUUACACCAAUUCUGGCCUAGCUCUGUUGGCACUUGCUUCCAAUGCUGUUCACAAACUCUGGAAAUGGCAACGCAGUGAAAGGAAUCAAUCAGGAAAGGCUACCGCAUAUGUUGCACCGCAGUUGUGGCAGCCUCCUAGUGGAACUCCCAUGACUAAUGACAUAAGUGAUAAUAAACCACCUGAAGAAUCUGCUGCAUGCAUUGCUUUAUCCAAAAAUGAUUCAUAUGUCAUGUCUGCUUCUGGUGGGAAGGUAUCUUUGUUCAACAUGAUGACCUUUAAGGUCAUGACGACAUUUAUGUCCCCUCCUCCUGCUGCCACAUUUUUAGCGUUCCAUCCUCAGGAUAAUAAUAUUAUUGCCAUUGGCAUGGAGGAUUCUUCUGUGCAAAUUUAUAAUGUCAGAGUUGAUGAGGUUAAAACCAAACUUAAGGGCCACCAAAGUCGAAUAACAGGACUUGCAUUUUCCCAAAGUUUAAAUGUCCUGGUGUCUUCUGGGGCUGAUGCACAGUUAUGUGUGUGGAGCAUUGAUGGAUGGGAGAAAAGGAAAUCGAGGUUUAUACAGCCACCUCCAGGUCGGCAAUCUCCAUUGGCAGGUGAAACUAAAGUGCAGUUUCACAAUGAUCAAACACAUCUGUUGGUUGUCCAUGAAAGCCAAAUUGCCAUUUAUGAUAGCAAACUUGAAUGUCUGCGAUCGUGGUACCCAAAGGACAGGCUUGCUGCUCCCAUUGCUAGUGCAAUAUAUUCAAGUGAUGGUUUGCUGGUUUAUACGGGUUUUUGUGAUGGUGCUGUUGGAGUUUUUGAUGCAGAUGGCUUGAGGAUCAGGUGCCGAAUAGCCCCUUCUGCUUAUAUUCCUUCUUUUGUGGCAGGCAAUUCUGCGUAUCCUUUGGUUGUAGCAGCUCAUCCAUCUGAGCCUAAUCAGAUCGCACUUGGCAUGAGUGAUGGUGCAGUACAUGUGGUUGAGCCGUCUGAUGUGGAGCUCAAGUGGGGUGGGCCAUCCUCCCAAGAUAAUGGGUCCCUCCCUUCUAAUUCAUCGAAUCCUUCUCUGAGUGGUCAACAAUCAGAGCUUCCCUCCAGGUGAUGGUGGCAAACUUAAUCAGCUCCUGCCACAGUCGUUAGCACUUACACAAGAGGUUUACUGAUUAUCCUUACUUUUUUGCCUUGAUUGGUUCCGUUAAGCUAUUCCCUGUUAUUCAUAUUCUUUGUAAAUCUCUCUCCAUCUCAUCCUCUCUUGUUGGGGCCAUUUCGCUCCUUUGGAUGUUUGAGAAAUUGUAUAAUUUUGUUUGUCACUAAAAUUGUGCAAGAAUAGAGGCUAAUGUUGCGAAUUUGUUUACUUUUUACGUAUAUAUAAAUACAUGUUUUCCUUGAAACGGUUGACUUUGAAACAAUCGAGAUAUGGGAGUAUGAAAGAUGAACUUUCAGACUGAAAAACUGAUCGGAUUUAGUGGAAUGUUAUUUGGUAUGUGAAGAAAUGACGGCUUCUUCUUUGUAAUUUUAAAGGAACCAAACUUGCUUU